Molecule: messenger RNA, 1412 nt
Organism: Catharus ustulatus (Swainson's thrush)
Lineage: Eukaryota; Metazoa; Chordata; Aves; Passeriformes; Turdidae
Gene: PLEK2
Product: pleckstrin 2
Exons: 9
Coding region: 293-1360 (355 amino acids)
Biological process (GO): actin cytoskeleton organization; intracellular signal transduction
Cellular component (GO): plasma membrane
Source: RefSeq, a predicted model, not a curated record
GUGGUGGAUUUUUGCUCUACUGAAUUCUGUGAAAUUCUUUCAAGAUCCUUUUAGGCAUCCCUUUGUUUUACUUCCCCCGAGGGGAGGCAAUGUAUCAGAGCCAGCUCGCUGUUUAACUAAUGUCUCACAGGUAGGAGGGAGGAAGAAAAAACAGGGUAGGGAGAGUGCGUCACAUUGGAGGAGGGGAGCAAAGAAAAAUGAGCUUUCUUAGACAAAUCAUGUGCAGAGGGACAGGCUGCCAGGGCUCAGGCAAUUCCCUGCGGGGGCUCUGCUCUGUUCGCUGCUGGCCACGAUGGAGGAAGAAGCUGGAGUGCUGAAGGAAGGCUUCCUCGUCAAGCGGGGACACGUUGUUCGUAACUGGAAAGUGAGGUGGUUUGUUCUGCUUCAGGAUAAGCUGCUGUAUUACAAAAUUGAAGGAGGCAAGAAGGAGCCUUCUCCAAAGGGCAGGAUCCUUUUGGAUGGCUGCACUAUUACUUGUCCAUGCCUGGAAUAUGAGAACAGACCGCUACUCAUCAAACUAAAGACAAAAACCAAUACAGACUAUUUCCUUGAAUGUUGCUCCAGGGAGGAACGUGACUCUUGGGCUUUGGACAUCACUGGAGCUAUUCAUGCUGGUCAUCCAGUGCAGGUACAAGAACUUCACAAAAUGAAGAACUCUUUCAAACUGCUAGAAAAUAUCAGCCUCCACAACAUAGUGGAGAGAAUGUAUGACAGCAGUACUGGAAUCAAGCUGACCCGCAAUUUGGAUCAAGGCAACAGAUAUAAAGAGACCUUCACAGGUUCUGCCCUGGUGGACUGGCUCAUCUCCAACAGCUUUGCUGUGUCACGAUUUGAGGCCGUCACCUUGGCAUCCAUGCUGAUGGACGAGAACUUCAUCAGGCCCGUGGGAGUCCGCAGCACCGAGGCCACGCGCUCCAGCGACCUCUCGGAGAAGUUCCUCGACGACUCCACCGCACUGUACAUGUUUGCUGAGAGCAGUAAGAAAAAUACCAGUUCUAAGGAAGAGGUGCAUUUUAACAUCUCAGAAUUAAGUGGCACAAUUGUGAAGCAAGGAUUCUUAGUGAAACAGGGGCACAAGAGGAAAAACUGGAAGGUGAGAAAAUUUGUUUUGAGAGCUGAUCCUGCUUUUUUGCACUACUAUGAUCCCACCAAGGAAGAUAACAAACCAGUAGGUGGAUUCUCUCUUCGUGGGUGUCUUGUCUCAGCUCUGGAGGACAACGGAGUCCCAGCAGGAGUGAAGGGCAAUGUGCAAGGCAACCUUUUCAAAAUCAUCACCAAGAAUGACAUUCAUUAUUACAUCCAGGCCAGCUCCAAGGCAGAGCGAGUGCAGUGGAUUGAGGCAAUCAAACCACUGACAUGAGUAAUGUGGAUUCCAUGCCAAAUGACAAACCACAUUUAUGACCAAGUUCAUG